AAAAUCCCCGUCGGCUGCAAACAGCAGAAGGAAAAAGUCAUUCUGGAAGCAGCUUGCAGAACACUCUAACUGAUUAAAAUAAUUUUACUGCAAUAGAAGAAGAGCAUCCUUCAGAUAUGGAGGAAGAUAUUAAACCUCUCCUGGUCCCUGUUGGAGGUGAUGAAGAUGAUGUUGGAGUCCUUAAUAUUCAGUUUAACCCAGAAGACUUUAAGUGCAAAAGGCCAUUCCAUGUAGAACCCACAAAUAUUGUUAGUAUGAAUGACGACACGCAGAGAGUUUCUGAUGAAGCUUCAGCAAUGAAUAAACGGAUUCACUACUAUAGCAGGCUCUCUUCACCUUCAGAUAGAGCCUUGGUGGCUCCCGAUCAUGUGGUUCCUUAUCCUGAAGAAAUUUAUGUGUACAGUCCCUCAGGAACUGCUUUUAAAAUAGACAGCUGUGCUGACGGUUAUGGCAAAAACUCAAGUAUGGUAACGAUUUUCAUGAUCUGGAACACAAUGAUGGGUACAUCUAUAUUAAGUAUUCCGUGGGGAAUAAAACAGGCAGGAUUUACCGCUGGAAUUGUUAUUAUUUUAUUUAUGGGCCUCUUGACCCUUUACUGCUGCUACAGAGUUCUGAAAUCAAGGACAACAAUAUCUUCAACAGAUGCUUCAGCCUGGGAAUUCCCAGAUGUUUGCCAGUAUUAUUUUGGAUCCUUUGGUCAGUGGUCCAGUCUUUUAUUUUCAUUAGUGUCUCUUAUUGGAGCCAUGGUGGUUUACUGGGUGCUCAUGUCCAAUUUCCUUUUCAACACAGGAAAGUUUAUUUACAAUUAUGUCCAUCAUAUUAAUGUUACAGAUAUUAUUCCCGGUACAAAUGGGACUGAUAAAGUAAUUUGUCCAGGUGACCCUGGUCAUGAAGUACCAGGAAACAAAACUCUGAUGUUUCUUUCUACCAGAGAUUCGGGAUUUGAGGCAUUUGAAGUAUGGUGGAGCAGGUCAAAAACUGUCCCACUGUACUUGAUCGCUGUUCUUCUGCCUCUGUUGAAUUUUAAGUCUCCGUCUUUCUUUGCCAAGUUCAACAUCUUAGGUACAGUUUCAGUCGUCUAUCUCGUUUUCCUUGUUACUCUGAAAGCUGCACGUUUGGGGUUUCAUUUACAAUUCCACUGGAUUGAGGAGAGCACGUAUUUUGUGCCAGAAUUCAGGAUUCUGUUUCCUCAGCUUACAGGGGUGCUGACUCUGGCUUUCUUUAUUCAUAAUUGUGUCAUUACCCUGCUUAAGAACAACAAGAAUCAGGAAAACAAUGUGAGAGACCUUUCCAUCGCCUAUUUUCUGGUGGGUUUGACAUACCUCUAUGUUGGGGUGUUAAUUUUUGCUGCUUUUCCAUCUCCACCAUUGACCAAAGAAUGCAUAGAACAGAAUUUUUUAGAUAAUUUCCCCAGUGAUGACAUCUUGUCAUUUCUUGGACGAAUAUUCCUGAUGCUGUUCCAGAUGAUGACUGUGUACCCACUGCUUGGUUACUUGGCACGAGUUCAGCUUUUAGGACAUGUUUUUGGGAAUGUUUACCCGAGUAUUUUCCAUGUAUUGGUUUUGAACAUUGCAGUUGUUGGCGUUGGUGUUGCCAUGGCCAUGUUAUACCCUAACAUAGGUGGAAUCAUAAGGUAUUCUGGAGCAACAUGUGGCCUGGCCUUUGUGUUUGUUUAUCCAUCCCUCAUCUACCUGAUCUCUUUGCAUCGGGAAGGGAAACUGACAUGGUUGACUCUAGUUGUUCACAUCUUCAUCAUUCUUCUCGGAGUGGCUAACCUGAUUGCACAGUUUCUACUGUGAACGUGGAACAAAUUUUGGAUCAGUUUUUCUUCCUUGGGGUGAUUCUGGGAGGCUUAAGAAGCUACUUUGAGCAACAGGAUUGCAGAAGCUGAAGGACUGCUUAUCUAUGGCAGUGAACUUUUUUUUUACAAAGGAAAACUGCUUUUAUUUAAAAAAGUGUCUCUAGGAAAAGGACAAUGUACUUGGGGAUCUGCUUCACAGUGGCAAACUGAACAAGCCAAGUGAAUUUAUGAUGCAGCUACACUGAUACCCAGGAAAAGUUUGUUCCAGAGUAAUUCUGUGUUAAAUUCUUAUUUCAGUAAAUGCAUAUCUUUCCCACACUCAUACAAAAAGCCAUCCAAGAACUUUUUUAAAUAAAACACUUUCAGACCUGUUGUGGAUUACAUGACUUCCUUGCAAGUUAACAGAAUGAAUGGACUUGGCUGAUAUUAAAGUUCAGCGCUGUGGUGACAUAGAUAUGUAAUACUCAAAUAAGCUAAAAU
Molecule: messenger RNA, 2281 nt
Organism: Gekko japonicus
Lineage: Eukaryota; Metazoa; Chordata; Lepidosauria; Squamata; Gekkonidae
Gene: SLC38A9
Product: solute carrier family 38 member 9
Biological process (GO): amino acid transmembrane transport
Molecular function (GO): amino acid transmembrane transporter activity
Source: RefSeq, a predicted model, not a curated record